Aaosphaeria arxii CBS 175.79 is the source of this 976-nucleotide messenger RNA. RefSeq lists its product as uncharacterized. The record is from RefSeq and is a predicted model, not a curated record. The coding region runs from base 329 to 877 and encodes 182 amino acids. Lineage: Eukaryota; Fungi; Ascomycota; Dothideomycetes; Pleosporales. The transcript has a single exon.
CUUUCAUAGAACUUGAUACUCCUCUAGCGAUCUAUUGAUACCUCCGGCACCUACGACCACGAGAAUUCAACACCGAUGCCGUGCCGUUGGAGCCGAAAAGUUAAGUGUUCUCUUCAUUGACGAUGUAGAUAUAAAAGAAUGCCUGAAUACUCCUCACUUUCUCUCGGCAUCCUCACCACCAUUCAGUCUUUCCAAAACAGUCUUUGCACUACCCACAUUCUUUACAGAACAAACCAGUUCACGCACGUUCAUUUGCACAACAAUACCAAGUUUCUAUACACACAACUGAUCUACCCCGAUUAACAAUCAACCAAUCCAUUCAUCCAUAAUGCAGCUCUCCCACGCCAGCAUCAUCGCUAUCUUCGCAGCCACCACCCUCGCAUCCCCCAUCGUCACUCCCGCCGACUCCGAAUCCACCACCCUCUCAUCCCCAGCCGCCAGACCCUCCGACGCCGAACCGCCCAGCCAACCCUACCAGAGGCGACCCGUCGAGUUCGAAGACUUUGAGCGGGACUACGCUCGCCCGCUCCGCGAAGCCAGCGAGAAGCCCCAGCCUCGCCCGAUCCUCAAACCCACCAGGAAGCCCGAGUUGACGUGCGAUGCGCCGAAGGAUGGAAAGCCGCUCGAAUGCGGGUCUGUGUUCAUCUGCAAAGGAUUCAGAAUUGAUUUGACUCCCUCGGCGCGGGAGAUCGUGGAAUCUCCGGAACGCCCAGAUGAGGCUACACUAGAGAGGUUCUCUACGUGCUUGAAUAACUGUAAAUGCGCUACUCCAGGGGGGCCGCAGGGAGAGAAGAAGAAGGUGCAGUGGGCUGAGGACGUCGUGGACAAUGAAAAGCUCACCUGGCUAGCGUGGAUUAGGAAAUGGACAUCGCUAUAAGCAAGCAAGCAAGCACUUCCAGCCGGGAGUGUCAGUUCGUCUUCAAGCAGUUAUCAUGCGACGAUUCUACGUCCGAAUAGCCUAGUGCCGACGCCAAGG